AUGGCUACAACGACGACAACCAGCGGAGUGUAUAUCCAUGUCAUCGAGGACGUCGUCAACAAAGUCCGUGAAGAGUUCAUUAACAAUGGAGGUCCCGGCGAGAGUGUUCUCAACGAGCUCCAAGGAAUUUGGGAGAUGAAGAUGAUGCAAGCUGGAGUCUUGUCUGGACCAAUUGAGAGGUCAUCGGCUCAGAAGCCAACACCUGGAGGUCCACUGACGCAUGAUCUGAAUGUUCCUUAUGAAGGGACGGAGGAGUACGAGACUCCCACUGCUGAAAUGCUCUUCCCUCCGACACCACUGCAGACUCCCCUUCCGACGCCGCUUCCGGGUACUGCUGAUAAUUCCUCAAUGUAUAACAUCCCUACCGGCUCAAGUGAUUAUCCAACUCCUGGUACUGAUAAUGGCGGCAACGUUGAUGUCAAAGGAAGACCCAGUCCUUACAUGCCACCACCUUCUCCGUGGCCAAAUCCUAGACUUGAUGUCAAUGUUGCUUAUGUGGAUGGCCGUGAUGAGCCUGAGAGAGGCAACUCUAACCAGCAGUUUACGCAGGACUUAUUUGUGCCGUCCUCCGGGAAACGAAAGCGUGAUGAUUCUUCUGCACAAUAUCAAAAUGGUGGCUCUAUUCCACAACAGGAUGGUGCAAGCGAUGCUAUGCCUCAGGCAAACCUUGAGGGAAAUGCAUUCUGCAUAACCUUUGUUAGCGAUAGAAAGGACACACGAGAUUUCUUCUGCUCAUCAUCGACGAUCCCUCAAGCUGAUGGGCCAACCCCUGAUCCUUAUGAUGAAAUGUUGUCGACACCAAAUAUAUACAACUAUCAAGGACCCAGCGAAGAGUUUCAAGAGGGGAGAACUCCUGCUCCAAACGAGAUCCAAACGAGCACUCCUAUUGCUGCACAAAGCGAUAUCAUUGAAGAUGAUGAAGAGCUGUUAAAUGAAGAUGAUGACGACGAUGAGUUGGACGACCUAGAAAGUGGUGAGGAUAUGAACACACAACAUCUGGUUUUGGCUCAGUUUGACAAGGUGACUCGCACAAAGAGCAGGUGGAAGUGCACUCUGAAAGACGGGAUCAUGCAUAUAAACGAUAAGGACAUUCUCUUCAACAAAGCAGCAGGAGAGUUCGACUUCUGA
Molecule: messenger RNA, 1128 nt
Organism: Microthlaspi erraticum
Lineage: Eukaryota; Viridiplantae; Streptophyta; Magnoliopsida; Brassicales; Brassicaceae
Source: the annotation of a GenBank genome assembly